GUAAAUAGUGAAUCAGCUGAGUAAAGGUUCAAGAGGAUCGGGAGGAGGCCAGACCUCAGUCAGUCUUGCUGCGUAUUCUCUCUCUCUUGGCGUGUGAUAUCAUAAUGGAGCUGCCACACAUAGGGACACACUGCUCGGAACCUACAUGUCGACAGCUGGAUUUUCUCCCCUUCACGUGUGACUUGUGCAAAAAAGAAUUCUGUGUUGAUCAUCACAAGUAUGAUGCUCACAGCUGUACAGAGAGAUAUCAAGCAGAUGUUCAAGUGCCCAUUUGCCCCUUGUGUAACCAACCAGUCCCAAGUAAAAGAGGACAACCACCAGACUUAGCUGUAAAUAACCACAUGACAAACAAUUGUAAACACAAAAAUAAAAAGAUCUACACUAACAAGUGCUCUGCAGCAAACUGCAAAACUAAAGAAAUGGUACCCGUGUCUUGUGAUUCUUGCAAACUAAACUUCUGCUUAAGACACAGACAUGCAAUUGACCAUGACUGUAAGGGUCAUUCUACUGCAAGAGAGCGUGCUUUAGCGGCUGCUACAGCAAGACAGUCGAGCAACAAAAAGCAAGGCAGUGGAAGUACAAGUCGGAGUCAGAGUACCGGGAGUGGAAACAGUCAAAGCAUUUCUAGGUACUUUUCCCCAUCUUCGGGAGGCCCCAGGCCCACUGGUCAUGCUCAGCCUGUGCAAUCGGUCAAUCUGUUAACACUUCAAGGUGGCAUGUCUGAAGAUGAGGCUUUAGCACGAGCAAUGGCUGCCUCGGUUCAUGAUAUGAAUGGGGAUCAUUCAACCAUUCAAUCAAGUGAAAAUGAACAUGGUCAAGAGGAUGAAGAUGCUCAGCUUGCUCGAGCUAUAGCUGCUAGCAUGGAACAGAAUCAGAGAACAGUCAAUGGUCAGCGACGCAACAGCCACAGUUGUAAUAUUUGUUAAUGAUGGUUAGCACCACUGCUCAGGAAUUUUUAAUAUAGUGGCUGGAGAAGGAUGUGACACCACCAUGACUUAUUAUUUUGUACUGUAUUUUCACAUAGAAUGAAAAAUAUUUUUUAAUGGCUCACUCCAGGUAUAACUAAUCUAAUAUUUGAAUAAGUUUUUAACAUUCCACUAACAUAUGCCUUUUUAAUAAAUUUAUUAAAUCAUACUCGGCAUGCAAAUUCUGGGAAGAUGUUAAUCAUGUUCUGGCAUAAUAUAUAAGUCUGUCAUGACAAGAUAAUGACAUUGAAAGAGAUGCAGGUUGUUUACAUGGCUAUAUUCCACUUUGUUGCUCCCUAUGUUAUAAAGACUGAUGCCUGUGCGGGAGGAAAUCCAGUCAGAGGGAUAUUCUAUGAUUUAGUAUUGCCACCAGAGAGAUCUUUUUCAAAUGUCCCAACAUGGUUAUACUAUUACUAGUGAGGACUGAAGGAGAUCAUCCAGCUAAAGUGAGCUAUAGAAAGCUCAACAUCCAUACACUAAGUCUUUCCAACCCCUUCUUGUUGUCCCUGAAAUUGCCAACAAGUGUCCUAGCUGCCAACCUGUCCCAUCAAUCAGGAAAAUGAUAAUGUGGAGUAUGAGAAUCUUCAAAUCUGGGGAUUCUACCAUAAUGCCCCUACUAUUCAAAUCACUUGAAUACUGCUCAGUACUCGCUUCACCCAUUCAACGUAGAAGAGAUUUCUGAAGUAGAGGGAAUACGAAGAACAUUCACAUCACACACAGACAUGAUAAAGCACCUAAAUUAUUGGGAGCAUCUCAAAGUUCUCAAAACAUAUAUACAUUAUGUGUAUAUACAUCGAAGAUGCUGGAAGGCUGGGUCCAGAUAUACCCUCGGCAUACUACCAGUUGGCAGCACCUGAAACACAACACUGUCCAUCUUGCUAAGCCUCGUCACAUUCUUUCCUGUCCUAAUAUCGUUAGGACAGCUGGAGAAUUCAAUUAAAGUGGCUUGUUUAUCCAAUGAAACUGUUUCUUUGUACAAUAUAGCUUACCGGGUAUUUAUAAUGCUUUCAAAUGUCAUGGUACACCAGGACCUGGGUUCCCAGGGAACUGUGGCUUCUGAAGAAUCUCACGAGUAACCCAGGUAAAUAUCUUGGCCACCAGGUUUAUCCCAAAGGGAAGUGAACUUAAACAUGGCAACAUAUGUGACUUACUCAAAAUUCUAGGCAAGCCCUGAACAUCUGAUGGAUGAGAAUAUGCCAGUAGGCAUCAGUAGAGUCCAGAGGGCCAGGGAAAUGAGCCCCGACUGACUUCCAACCACCUGUUGAUCCAAGGACACGAUGGUCAUCAAAAAUCUUGGACAAGGUAUGUGACAAUUGACUCACGAGGUGUGAAUCAUUUAGGGGUUGGAAGUGUCCUUGGUCACCACAAACAGUGGAGAUUACCCACAAAGUUCUGAUCACAUCUAUUACACUCUCGGCCAAUAUCUUAUGGAUGUCGCACAUGGCCUGGUAUGCUCUCUGGGGUUGACCAAUGACCAUGGCUCAGGGUAGCAACUAAAGGGGGCCUUUAUUUGAAAACAAAAUUAAAAACAUCCAGGGAUCUCAAUCUAACAAUGUUAGGAAAAGACAAACCAAAUGGGCUAUGAUCACUAUGUACAAGUAAUGAGAGAGAAUAGGCAAGGUAGAUAAUGGCAGCCUUUUCAAUUUGAGGGUAAAUAGGACAAGAGGACAUAGGUGGAAGCUGGGGAUUCCAGUUAACCCAGGUAAUGAGAAAACCCAUUCAUAGUGACAGUGUUUAAUAAGUGGAAUGCACUGAAAGGUGUGGAAGAUAUUUCCAUGAAUAGCUUCAAGAGCAAAUAUAACAAAGAAAUAUAAUGACAAAUUUAAAUGCAUCAGAUGCAAAUAGCUAGAAGGCAGGGCCCAAAGAGCUAGCUCUCGCUCCACAAAUACAGAUUUGGACAUCUUCGCUUCCACUGGAAGAGAAUCCAUUUUUUAAAUACACACUAGCAUAUAUUUUAUUUCAUUAUAAUAUUUAGUGGAUUCUCUGCAUAGUUAUACAAGUGAACUUGUACAUCUUGAAUUAAUUGAACAUAAAUAGGCUCCAUAAUCAAUGUUUGUUACCGAGGCUCAGGCUUCUCACCAUUUUCAGAGGAACUAAAUUUUUCAAUGUUGCAAAAGGACCCUUCGUACUUGAUACCAGACUUCACACUUGGUACCAGAACUGCAUAAGGCACAUGAUUACAAUACUGUGACCUCAGGUAUUAUGAACUGUACUAUGUUCUAGUAGUGUAGCACAGAUAUGCCAAACAUAACUUCAGUUACUAUAACAUGUACAGUCUUUGCAUGGUUUUAAAGUUUAAGAAUUUCUCAUGUUGAAACUUCUUGUUGGUUAAAUUGUUUAUUAUAAAGAGGAUGAAUGACUCGGUUGCCUUAAAAAUGAUUUAAAGGUACAUAAGAGCUUUACAUACUAUGUUGUUCACUUGUACAGUAUAAUUUUUCUACAGUUAGAGAUGUAUGAAAUAUUGAUGCUUUAAUUUAGUGAAACUUUAUUUGUACAUGCCAAUAUAAAUGUCUUACCACUGCCCAUGGGAUGGGUAUGGGGUGCAUAAUAAAGAAAAGGAAAAAAAUGCCAAAGACAGCUAUUAAUGUACAAUAUAAAAUUAGCCAAGCUAAACCUGGUUGUGCCUAAACCAAAGUUAUUAACAAGAAUCUUCCUUGGGUUAUUGAUUUAUUUUCUCUUCAACAUCAAGCUAUAUGUCUAAUUCAUUUACAUUAAUAAAAUUUGAAAUAAUUUUUUGAAAAGUCACCCUCGGUUAAGUUUUUAGUCUGACUGUAGAACACGUCGUCUUACUGACCUCAUUCAAUAUAGUAGUUGUUAUAUCGCUGGACUUUCUAAUCAAACGGAAAUUGAUACACCAGGAAGCCAGGUUCGACGGUUGUUCAUUCCAGUAAUGUAAUACUGGAUAGUUAUUUUCAGUCGCAAUGAAAAAUAUAAUUUUUCUGGUGGAGUGAGCUCAUUCAUCUAUUAAAACAGAAAAUCAGUGCCAAAAAAAGUUUUAAAUUUAUAUAUUAAGUGAUAGUUACAGUAUCAAUUUGCACAAAACUGUUAUAUCAUUUGCAAUAAUUAAUAGCAUUUGGUAUAAAAUAGUGAACAAAUGCAACCUUCGGAUGCAUUGGAAUUCUGGUUCCCUAAGGGAUCAGGUGUGCAUCUGUACAUUCGACAGAGUACAGUGUGCGUGUUUAUGUACACUGUACUGUAUACGUACAUAUAUAUAUAUAUAUAUAGUGUAAUUUAUAUAUAUUAUACUGUAUAUACAUUGUAUAUACAGUAAACAGUGUAUAUAUAAUAUACUGUAUAUACAAAUUCUAUCAAGGACAUGUAUAAUUUUAUCUAUAACUACGGUCAUUUAUCUUUCCUGUGUGUGUACAGUAGUUAGUUUACAGAAAAAUGAAUAAUCACAAUUUAUUACUCGUCUAGCUUACUGAUGACCACUGUAAUUUAUGCUAUUUGCACUGCCACGAAUAUACAAAAUGUAAUUUCCACUAUUUUUAUUAAAUAAAAAAGAUUA
Messenger RNA from Procambarus clarkii (red swamp crayfish), 4473 nucleotides. Its product is annotated as AN1-type zinc finger protein 2A. The record is from RefSeq and is a predicted model, not a curated record. NCBI's taxonomy places the organism in Eukaryota, Metazoa, Arthropoda, Malacostraca, Decapoda, Cambaridae. Gene Ontology annotation, biological process: protein targeting to ER; proteasome-mediated ubiquitin-dependent protein catabolic process. Gene Ontology annotation, cellular component: endoplasmic reticulum; cytoplasm. Gene Ontology annotation, molecular function: zinc ion binding.